AUGGAUCUACUUGAUAUUGAUAUGUUGCUUGGUGACAUUGGGGAAGAGGAGACAACGGGUGGAGGUCUUGAUGGCAUUAAGAAAUGGAAGUGCAGAUGGUGUGCUAAGCUCUACACAUAUGAUACAAAGUGGAAAAGUACAUAUAAUGGUAAGAAAAAUUUAGAAUCUUGUAUUCAAAGAAAGCUGAUAUUUAAAGGUAAUAAUGACAAAGAGGUUGCACGGUCAAGGUUAAACAUAGGUGACACAAGUACUCCUAGUUUGGCAACCUGGACAUAUAAUCAUGCCAGGGUUAGAGAAAUUGCAGCACAUAUGAUUCUAGGUCAUGAAUUUCCUUUUUCCGUUAUGGAAGGUGUUAUAUUUAAUGAGUUUUUUAAGGAGAUUUAUCCAUGGUACAAAAAGAUUACUAGGCAACAGGUUAAGUUUGACUGUGAUACUUUUUAUGAGGCUGAAAGAGUUAAGAUGAAAAGGUUUAUGGAUUUAAUUAAUAGGGUCAGUCUUACCACUGACUUAUGGUGGUCUGGUGAACAGAGGGUAGGUUAUAUGACUGCGACUGAUCAUUUUAUUGAUUUAAAAUGGAAGCUUCAUAAAAGAGUUUUAUCUUUUAAGAAUGUGCCACCACCACAUUCUGGGGAGGUUUUGUGGAGGGAUUUGAUAAAGGAUGGUCUUGAUAUGAUUAAGGUGACUGUUGAUAAGAUAAGAAAUGGUGUCAAAUACUUUCCGAAUUCUGAAAAAAGAUGCAAAGCAUUCAAAAAGUUUGUUGAUGAGUUACAACUUGAAGGCAGAAUGCAAGGAAAUGGUGCAUUUCUUAGUUUUUUGCCUGAGGCAAAUGAUUGGGAAGAUGUUCAUGAUAUUUUCAAGUUUUUGGAGGUUUUUGCUGAUGUGACAUCAAUUAUAAGUGGCACCUCUUACCCUACUCCUAAUUUGUUUUUGGCUAAGCUUUACAGGGUGAAGGUUCUACUUGAUAAACCUUCAUGUACCUCAUCUAAUCCUCAGCUGCAGGCGUUUGCUAAUGAAAUGAAGUUGAAAUAUGACAAGUAUUGGUCAGAAUCUAAUACAUUGAUAUCUAUUGGUGCAGUCCUUGAUCCAAGUGCCUAUGAUGAAUUCUAUUUGAUGCCUAUUAUGUUUGGUCUGCUUUAUACCUAUGGAACGAAUGAUGAGGUUACCCCUAUUGUAUCUGAAAGUCCAGAAGUAGGAUCUACUUCUAGAUUGGGAAGGAGGAAUUUUGAGAGGUUUUUAGAAACUGUUGUGGGUAAUAAUAAUUCAAAAUCUGAUCUUGAAUUAUAUCUUGAGGACCCUCCUUUGAAAGUUCCUCCUAAAGCUAAAUUUAAUGUUUUAACAUGGUGGAUGGGGAACCAAACCAAGUAUCCUGUUCUUAGUAAAUUAGUAAAUGAUAUCAUAACUGUUCCAGUUACAACCGUUUCUUUAGAAGCAACUUUUAGUGCUGGGAAAAGAGUUAUUAAUCCGAAACAAUCAUCUAUGAAAACUAAGACUAUUGAAAUGGUGCUUUGUGGAGGUGAUUGGGUGAAGGAGAAAUAUGGAAUUAAGAAGGGUUGCACUGCUUCAAUUCUUGAAGAACCACAAGAUGAACCUUUGACAUUUAACUUUGGUGAGGAUCCAGGUGUCUCUUCUUCUACAACUGCAACUUGA
Messenger RNA from Vicia villosa (hairy vetch), 1647 nucleotides. Its product is annotated as zinc finger BED domain-containing protein DAYSLEEPER-like. The transcript is spliced from 7 exons. Gene Ontology annotation, molecular function: protein dimerization activity; DNA binding. Bases 1 to 1647 code for a protein of 548 amino acids. Lineage: Eukaryota; Viridiplantae; Streptophyta; Magnoliopsida; Fabales; Fabaceae. The record is from RefSeq and is a predicted model, not a curated record.